Messenger RNA from Danaus plexippus (monarch butterfly), 566 nucleotides. RefSeq names its product acylphosphatase-2-like. Gene Ontology annotation, molecular function: acylphosphatase activity. The transcript has 3 exons. The record is from RefSeq and is a predicted model, not a curated record. Lineage: Eukaryota; Metazoa; Arthropoda; Insecta; Lepidoptera; Nymphalidae. Bases 76 to 441 code for a protein of 121 amino acids.
UCACAUCAUUCCUACAAACGAAUUCAAAAAAUUAUUGUAAUCAUAACAUACGAUUUAAAUAUUUCAAUUAAUUAAAUGACCCGUUUUUUAUUUUUGUCCGCUGUUUCGAGUUGCUUGAAGAUAAAUUUUUCCACAGCUGCUAUUAGUAUGGCACUCCGAAGCGUAGACUUUGAAGUGUAUGGCCGGGUUCAAGGCGUAUUCUUUAGAAAGUUCACAAAAGAGCAAGCAGAGAAAUUGGCACUGAAGGGCUGGUGUCGUAAUACUUCUCGCGGGACUGUCGAGGGACAGGUUCAGGGUCCGUCGGAAAAAGUCGAUGAAAUGAUGCAUUGGCUAAAAACCACGGGAAGUCCGAGUAGUAAGAUUGAAAAAGCAGAUUUCAGAAACGGCAAAGAUAUAUCCGAAUACAAUUUUAGCAAUUUCGAAAUUCGACGCGAUGAUUAGAAUACAUAUAUUUAUAGUUUAGAAUACUUAUUUAUUUAAACAAAAGACGAAGUCUUUUAAUGACAUUAUUUCGAUGUGUAGUUUGUUCCAAACAAUGUUUUAUUAAAAUGUAUGCUUUCAACUAA